GUGGGAGUUGUCCCACCAACAUCAGCCACGUGGAAUAAACCUGCGCUGUCUAUAUUAUCACUGAUAAUAUAGACAAUAUCAUUGUUGGAUUGAUGAAGUAAUACAAUAGAUUGUCGUUCAUGUGUGUAAAAGUGACCGUUAUUAGCCGCUAAACUUGCCAAUGAGAACCGUUGGGUGUCUGUUUGCGUCAGACUUUACGCGCCUCACCGCAUGUCAAUUUCCAUCAAGGAGCUCUCGGUGAUUUCGCAUCUCAGAGCGCGCAGAGGAGAGAUGGAUGAAUAUUUGCCUUACUGAACGUGGGGAUUUUUUAAAAACUGUUUUUGAAUAUAGACUGUUGUUCAACUUCGAAUAAGAUUCUGGACAAAGCAGCGUACCCCAACUGCCUCUUUCUUCACAUCUCUGUGGAUUCGACCCUCUGAACAUCUCUGACCCUAGUCGUCAGACUCCUACCACCCACCGUCACCAUGCUUAAGAACAGCAAGGUGACCCUGGGACUCCCUCACAGUGAUCCAGUCACUGAGUCAGUGGCGGACCUCCUGACCCUGGCUGAGCCCCUGGACUAUAAGAGCAGCCGGAUGAGUAUGGGUCCCGGGGCCCAGACAGCCAUGGGCAAGGGCCUGCUGCCUUCUCCAGGGGACGAAGAGGGGAGGCCGGCCUGGAACAGCAAGCUGCAGUACAUCCUGGCCCAGGUUGGGUUUUCUGUAGGCCUGGGCAACGUCUGGAGGUUCCCUUACCUGUGUCAGAAGAAUGGAGGAGGUGCGUACCUGGUCCCUUACUUUAUCCUCCUCAUUCUCAUUGGGAUCCCUCUGUUCUUUCUGGAGCUGGCGGUGGGACAGAGGAUCCGGCGUGGGAGCAUUGGAGUGUGGAACUAUGUUUACCCUCAGCUAGGAGGCAUCGGGGUCUCCAGUCUAAUGGUGUGUGGCUUCGUGGGCCUUUACUACAACGUGAUCAUCGGCUGGAGUAUCUUCUACUUCUUCCAGUCCUUCCAGUACCCACUGCCCUGGGCAGAGUGCCCCAUCAGGGUGGUCAAUGGAAGCCAAGCUAUAAUCGAACCGGAGUGUGAAAAGUCUUCUGCAACCACCUACUUCUGGUACCGGCAGACCUUGAACAUCACCAGCACCAUCGAGGACAGUGGAGGCCUCAACUGGAAGAUGACCCUGUCCCUGUUCGCCGCCUGGCUCAUCGUCUGUCUGGCAGUGAUCAAGGGUAUUCAGUCAUCUGGGAAGGUGAUGUACUUCAGCUCUCUCUUCCCCUAUGUGGUGUUGAUCUGUUUCCUCGUCAGAGGCCUGAUGCUCAAAGGAUCUGUUGACGGCAUCGCUCACAUGUUCACCCCAAAGUUAGAGAAGAUGCUGGAGCCCCAGGUUUGGAGGGAGGCGGCCACCCAGGUGUUCUUCGCUCUGGGCCUUGGGUUCGGAGGGGUCAUAGCCUUCUCCAGCUACAACAAGCGGGACAACAACUGCCACUUUGACGCAGCGCUGGUCUCUAUCAUCAACUUCAUCACCUCCAUCCUGGCUACGCUGGUGGUGUUCGCCGUGCUGGGGUUCAAGGCCAACAUCAUGAACGAGAAAUGUGUUGUGGAGAAUGCAGAGAAGAUCCUAGGUUACCUUAAGUCAGGUGUGUUGAGUCUUGAGCUGAUCCCUCCCCACGUCAACUUCUCUCACCUGUCAGCUUUGGACUAUCAGGAGAUGUAUGGAGUGAUCAAGACUGUCAGGGAGGACAGCUUCGAUCAGCUAGGACUGGACCCCUGUAUACUGGAGGACGAACUCAACAAGGCAGUGCAGGGUACAGGCCUGGCCUUCAUUGCCUUCACUGAAGCCAUGACCCACUUCCCUGCCUCUCCCUUCUGGUCUGUCAUGUUCUUCUUCAUGCUGAUUAACCUGGGCCUGGGGUCCAUGAUCGGCACCAUGACAGGGAUCACCACACCUGUACUGGACGCCUUUCCCAAGAUCCGCAAGGAGUUCCUCUGUGUUGGUUGUUGCAUUGUGGCGUUCUUCUGCGGCCUGCUGUUCGUCCAACGCUCCGGGAACUACUUUGUGACCAUGUUUGAUGACUACUCAGCUGGCCUGCCUCUCACUGUGGUGGUUAUACUGGAGAAUAUAUCUGUGGCCUGGAUCUACGGCACCAAGAGGUUCAUGCAGGAUCUAGAGGACAUGUUGGGUUUCAGACCCUACUCUUUCUAUUUCUAUAUGUGGAAGUACGUGUCUCCUGCCUGUCUCACCGUGCUCAUCAUUGCCACUGUGAUAGAGAUGGCCGUCAGUCCUGCAGGGUACAACGCCUGGGUGGAGGAACUGGCGUCCGAGAAGUUCCUCUCCUACCCACCGUGGGCUCUGGGCGUGGCCUACUCCCUCAUCAUCGCCGCCAUGCUUCCUCUCCCCUGCGUCUUCAUCGCCCGCCACUUCAACCUGCUCUCUGACGGCUCCAACAAGCUGUCCGUCUCCUACCGUAAAGGCAUGACCAAGGACCUCUCUGGCCUAGAGGAAGAGAACGAGUCUCGCUUCAUCCUCAGUAAAGGCACACCCAGCCCCAGCCCCUCACCCAUGCCUUCUCACCGCCCCUACCUGGGGCCCGGCGGAGCCCAGGAGAUGACCAACACGGCUGGAUAUGGUACCGGGACACCGACCAAGACGGGUUAUCAGAAUAUUAAUUCGCCAGAGUCCGAACUAUGAUCGAUCUGACUGACUGAAGCACAACACACCCUAUCUAUCAAACACAACUCAAGAAAACCCAGAGAGAGAGAGAGAGAGAGAGAGAGAGAGAGAGCACUGCCGGGGGAGGUUUUAGUGUAACCUCCACUUCAUUCCUCCACUUCAUCCCUCCAUUACAGAACAGCAUCUCUCCAUCCUCCAGAAUUAGGAUCUCUUCUUCUCCAGGUAAUGUGGUUAAGAUGUACGGUGUGUUUUGGUGUAACUGUGUUAAAGUCAAGGUGUCCCAAACACUGCAAUACGACGGUCAAACUGAUCAUAGACCUUCAGUGUUUUUUCUUUUUGUUUGAGCUAGGUUUAUUUUGGGUGAUGGAAGGAGCUGUGUUAUCUCAGGAAGAAGCUCAUAAAGUCAUUUCUUCAUUCCAUAAAAGAGGACUAUAUCUCAUAGAGUAGAAGGGGAUUCAGACUAGUACACAACCUUUUUCACUUCACGAAGCACCACUUUCUUCUCUCCCUUUUAUCACAUGAAACAAUCUCUACAGACCCUCUUAGUGGAAAUGUGACCUGGUCUGCAUCCUAAAUGAAACCCUAUGGGCUCUGGUCAAAAAUAGUGCACUAUAUAGGGAAUAGGGGUCCAUAGGACUCUGGUCAGAAGUAGCACACUAUAUAGGGAAUAGGGGUCCAUAGGACUCUGGUCAAAAGUAGCACACUAUAUAGGGAAUAGGGUGCCAUUUGGGAUGCAUCUCAGUAGUAAAUCAUUCUUCUAAAGCGUCGUACCUUAACUCUUAAAGGUGAGCUAUUGUACCCAUCCAGUAAAAUGGAUGGGUACCCCCCCCUCUCUCUCUACUGUUCACCUAGCUGUAAAACACAGCCCCCCCUCUCUCUCUACUGUUCACCUAGCUGUAAA
Molecule: messenger RNA, 3549 nt
Organism: Salmo salar (Atlantic salmon)
Lineage: Eukaryota; Metazoa; Chordata; Actinopteri; Salmoniformes; Salmonidae
Product: sodium-dependent neutral amino acid transporter SLC6A17
Biological process (GO): proline transport; L-leucine transport; glycine transport
Cellular component (GO): plasma membrane; synaptic vesicle
Source: RefSeq, a predicted model, not a curated record